Loa loa (African eye worm) is the source of this 1198-nucleotide messenger RNA. Its product is annotated as PAN domain-containing protein. Bases 292 to 1137 code for a protein of 281 amino acids. NCBI's taxonomy places the organism in Eukaryota, Metazoa, Nematoda, Chromadorea, Rhabditida, Onchocercidae. The record is from RefSeq and is a predicted model, not a curated record. The transcript has 6 exons.
UUGCAGGACAUAAUUUCGAAGUGAUGGAACAGAAAGAGGAACGUGAACAAUCAAUUUAAUAACUGUUAAAAGCGCAGUAGUGAUGGGAGCACAUAAAACAUCGAUCAUUGCGUUUUCGGUCGUAUGGGUGCAUCUAUCAUGUUCGGUAUUCUCUCAUUUCCACUGGGAACACCUGUAGUUGUGUAUGUACAAAUAUAGCAUAGAGGAAGAGGAAAACUGAAACUGCGAAUGUGAAAUCGAAUCGGGGAGAACAACAACGACCCGAAAAGACGACGAGGCGCAGUUCGUCAAAUGACAGCGGACAUUUUGUUCAUCACCAUAUUUGCAGCAGCGGUACUGCAGCCCGACGUUUUCGGAGAUCACACAAAUCUAAAUUCAUGUUUUGUUUACAAAAAAGACUAUCGAUUGGAACUGAGUGCAAACGAUAUCGAAAGUACGGAAAGCGUGGAAUUCAAAGAUGAUUGCCUCAGAUCUUGUCUUCGAUCACUACUUUCCGGUGGAUUCACAUGUCGCUCAUUGAUGCAUAUGCCAAAAGAUGAAGACUGUGUACUUACUGCACUGGACGGACAAAAAGCUCUCCGUACAGAACAAAAACCAUCUCAGAUACCUGUGAAUUUCUAUGAGAAUUUGUGUGCCAAACUUCCAGUACAAGGUGGCAUUGUUGAAGGAUUGCUGAGAGGUUUUCGAGGUGGUGAUGGUAUGAUCAAGCUGACGCAAAUUCAAGGAUCUAAUCCGUCGGUACUCGUCAUUCUAGAUGGCGUUCAUGAAAAAACGGAUUUUGACAUCACUUACCAUGAGAACGAAAUUAAGGAUUGUUUCAAAAUGACUGCGGACGAGAAGGAGAGUGGGAAGAAGCUGAUAACUCUGGAUUCCGACAGUGCGGGAAUGGCUAUUCAGCCAUGGACCGAAAUCGAAUUUGAUAUACUCAACGAUUCAGUUCUUAAUAAAACGAUUACUGUCGCGGAGGUAACCACCGGUGAAGUGAUCUUGUGUGGAAAAUUAAAAGUGAAAGGGAGUAGAGAUGAGUGGGAAAAGGCCAAAAAUGGUACACAAAGGCCUAACAAAAUUUGUUUAACUGGUAUAAUUUGUAUUCUGGUGAAUAUUUUCAUACAAAUUCAUUACCUGGUUUCGAUUUAAGAAUUGCACAUAAAACUUUAUACAGAGAUUUGAGUUUGACAAAUCAUCCAGUGAAGUAAUA